Molecule: messenger RNA, 670 nt
Organism: Teleopsis dalmanni
Lineage: Eukaryota; Metazoa; Arthropoda; Insecta; Diptera; Diopsidae
Exons: 4
Coding region: 5-577 (190 amino acids)
Source: RefSeq, a predicted model, not a curated record
CGAAAUGCUUAACUGGCUUUGCAUUUUUCUUGUAAUUUUUAUUUCCCAUCAAAUUAACGCAACUGACUAUGAAAUUAUAGGCGAUGACAGCUGUUUCUUCACACGCUGUAGCAAGGAGGAUAAUAAAGGAAAUGUAGACAUCAUGACAAUCCUUGAUGUUAGCAAUCUAAAGCACGAAUAUAGCGAUGAUCUUGAAACUGUACGUACAAAUGGUAAAAUUAUGGUGAAAGGUAAUAUGCCAAAAAAUGUACCAAUAAGAGUUGAGUUGGAACUUUUACGUUGGCAGCAUGGACAAUGGGUCGAGACGUCCAUUUCAAUAAGACGUAAUGAUUUUUGUAAGUCUGUUUUUGAUCCAACCGAAAUUUGGUAUGACUAUAUGAAUAACCUAGCUAAAAAUGAUCGCGACUGUCCUCCCAAAAAAGGAAAAGCUUACCUAUUGAAAAAUGUUCUUAAUAGAGUUAUUGUAAAGAAUGUACCAAUGGCUGCCUUUCCAGGUCAAUACAAAGCGAUUAUGCAUUUGAUAAGCGGCAAUUUCUCCACUUGCAUUUCGUCACGAAUGCAUUUAAAUCGAAAAUAAUUCAAUUCUUUAAAAUCUUUAAUGUGUCCUUACUCGGCUUAUGAAAAGUGUACGUGUGCAUCUACCAAAAACAUGAAAUGAUUUAAAGAGAAA